Neolamprologus brichardi is the source of this 465-nucleotide messenger RNA. NCBI's taxonomy places the organism in Eukaryota, Metazoa, Chordata, Actinopteri, Cichliformes, Cichlidae. The record is from RefSeq and is a predicted model, not a curated record.
AUGAACGGAGGUGAGCACAAACACAUACACAAGGAGAACAGGGAACAGCUGGGAGACACAGCUGAGGGCAAUUACACACGUGACAAAACGGGGAGGACACGGAGACAGACUGGAGGGGAAGCAGCGGAACAAAAGCAAGAGAAGAAGAAAGAGAAAGAGGACAAAGAGGAGAAAAAACGUCAGGAGGCUGAGAAAAAAAAGCAGAAGGAACGCGAGAAGAAGGAACAAGAGGCCCGGAAAAGAUUCAAAUUGGUUGGUCCCCUGGAGGUCCUUCAGAAAGGAAAGGCAUCCACAGAUUGUCGAAGCAGCAAGACUGACCUUGGUCUGAAGCAGGGAGACCCCGUGGACAUCAUUCGAGUCCAGGGAAACCCCGAGGGUAAAUGGUUGGGAAGAGCACAGGAUGGAUCCAGUAGGUUCACAAUCUACCCCUCAAUUUUCUCACUUUCUCGUCACCUUCCACUCUAA